AUGUUAAAAAAUUAUAGAUUUAAAAAAUAUCUUUAAUCCCCUUCAUUUUAAGUUUUAAUAAGAAUUUUGUUCUUAUAUAUUCAAUAAUAAAAAAUAGUUCGAAGAAUGUAUCUUCAAACUUCUUCAUAUUAGAUACUUUGCAUGAUUGGAUAAGGUUCUUCACAUUAAGUGUUUAAAGUUAAACAUAAUAUCACUUAAAAAGAAUUUGCACUUAAAAUUGAAAAAUGCCCAAAGUAAGGUUAAAUAGAAAGUGAGAUUAAAAUACUUAAAGAAUUAAAUAAAAUAGAAGGAAUCUCAUAGUUAAUAGACUAUGGAACAACUGAUGACAAUAAGUAUGAUUAAUUUAUUAAAUUUAGGGGAUUUCUUAUUAUGCCAUUACUAAAUUGUAGCUUAAGAGAUUUGGUUAAAUGUUAAAAAUUAUCGUUAUCAUGUAUUUUGGCUAUCGGAUUAAGUAUUAUAAAAACAUUAGAAUAAAUACAUAGAAAAAAAAUCUUACAUUUAGAUAUUAAGCCAGAUAAUAUAAUGAUAUAAGAAACAAUAGUAAAGAAUUCAUAGUAAGAAUUAUUAAGUCCUGGGUUCAUCAAACUUAUUGAUUUUGGUCUAUCUCAAUUUAUUGGUAAUUCAAAAUGUUUAUCCAAUGUAUUUUUUGGUUCUUUAAAUUUUGCAAGCAGAGCAUCUCAUAGAGGAGAAUAGCUAAGUUAUAAAGAUGAUUUAGAAAGCUUAUUUUAUGUAUUAAUCUACUUGAGAAAUGGUAUUUAUGAUAAAUAAACUUAGGAAAGUUACCAUGGUCUUAAAGAACUUCCAUGAAAUCUCAAGAUUUUGAUAUUCAAUAAAUUGGAGAAAUUAAGACUUCACUCUUUAACACUAUGACAUUAUCCAAGAAAUUUCCAUUAGAAUUUUUGAAAUUUAUGUCAUACAUAGAUCAACUUAAAUAUGAUGAAAUCCCAAAAUACUCUGAAAUUAAGGACUUAUUUAUCAAAAUGUUAUAAACAACCUCUUUAUCUACAAGAAUGGAUUAAUUCUUGAUUUAUUCUACUUAAAUAUCUUGUAAUUAAUUGGGAAAUUAGCAGAAAAUUCAAAUUUAAGCUGAAAAAUAACAUUUUAAUAACAAUUCUAUUGAUACUUAAAUUUAAGAAGAUGUAAUAGAUGUUGAAGCUCAAGUCUAACAUCUAUAUGAUUUUAUUGGAAAAUAUAUUACUAUUUAAAUAAAAUCAAUAACAGACAUAAGAUAUUGA
Paramecium sonneborni is the source of this 1235-nucleotide messenger RNA. NCBI's taxonomy places the organism in Eukaryota, Ciliophora, Oligohymenophorea, Peniculida, Parameciidae. The record is from the annotation of a GenBank genome assembly.